AUGCCUCGACCAUCACAGCCGUCAUGCGACUUGUCGGCCAUCCUCGAAAUCUGGCCUAGCCACGACCACCAGUGUGCCGGAAUUGCAAAAGGCGCAGGCAGACGCUGCAAUCUGACCACUAACCAGCUAAAUCGCUCUAUCGCCUGUUCUCUGCUACGAGAAGGAAGCGCUCUUCUAAACUCUGGAGAACGGUCCAUCAACGACAUCCUCACGGAACUUGCACCUCGCACUCUGUGCGUGCGAUGGCAUCAGUACCAAGCCAGCGGACUUGUUAGCCAAUGGGCAAGGAAAGUGGACAAGUUUGUACAGCAGCGACGAGCAGCUCCGACGAGGGAAAGUCGCGAGAGAUAUUUCUCGUCUAGACAGUCUACUCCGGAAACCAGGACGGGUGGUAGUCCAACACGCAUUCAAAUUCAGCAGAAUAAUAUCUUUUUCAAUGUUGAAUCUUUAUACGUUUCCUCGAAUAUGCCAACUCCACGAGCCACACCACCCCCAGCAAAUACACCUCAACCUUCGAGGACAACUACACAAUCCGUUGCCACAAUUCCUGGUAGCAGAAGUAGAGGUUUUCAAGUAACUCCGUCAAUUACUGCCCCAACUCCAUCUCGCAUGAUAGAGAAUCGCGUGACGCCGAGGAACGAGUCAACAGAAACAGCAAAUACAGCCAAUACAGCCAAUACCCAGCGGCGCAUCUUACCACCGCUAUCGGGAAGAACGAACAAUACCGUCACUCGACGGCCGAUUGAAGGAGAUUGUGGGAUCUGUUACCUUCCGCUAGUGAACGAAGACGAAGACGAAGACGAAGACGACACAAAUCCUUCUGAUGAUUCAGUUUCCAGGCGACGUGGAGGCAAUGAGGUUGUUUUUAAUUAG
Talaromyces rugulosus is the source of this 873-nucleotide messenger RNA. RefSeq lists its product as uncharacterized. The record is from RefSeq and is a predicted model, not a curated record. The transcript is spliced from 2 exons. NCBI's taxonomy places the organism in Eukaryota, Fungi, Ascomycota, Eurotiomycetes, Eurotiales, Trichocomaceae. The coding region runs from base 1 to 873 and encodes 290 amino acids.